Marmota flaviventris (yellow-bellied marmot) is the source of this 3467-nucleotide messenger RNA. It is a transcript of the gene Ptbp3, whose product is annotated as polypyrimidine tract binding protein 3. Gene Ontology annotation, biological process: mRNA processing. Gene Ontology annotation, molecular function: RNA binding. The record is from RefSeq and is a predicted model, not a curated record. NCBI's taxonomy places the organism in Eukaryota, Metazoa, Chordata, Mammalia, Rodentia, Sciuridae. Gene Ontology annotation, cellular component: nucleus.
CGGCGGUGGCGGGAGCGUGCCCGGUCCCCGCCCCUGUUUCCCACUAGCUUCCACCUCCGACCCGCUGGGGCUCGGAGAGGCGCCGCUCUCUGGUCCCCGGAGCCGCCCUGCAGCGGCCACCUACCCCCUCCGCUCGCGGCCAACCCGUCACUCUUCGCACGGUGCGCUCCUCCGUCUGGGCCAUGGAUGGCGGGGGUCUGAUGAACUUCUUUCUUCUGGUAUUAUUAACGGAUCUUCUACCAUGAACAAUUCUACUCCUUCUACAGGUGUGUAUGCUAAUGGGAAUGACAACAAGAAAUUUAAAGGAGAUAGACCUCCCUGUUCACCUUCCCGUGUUCUCCAUCUUCGCAAAAUUCCAUGUGAUGUCACCGAAGCAGAGGUCAUAUCAUUAGGUCUACCAUUUGGCAAAGUAACUAAUCUUUUGAUGUUGAAAGGAAAAAGCCAGGCUUUCUUAGAAAUGGCUUCUGAGGAAGCUGCAGUUACUAUGGUGAAUUAUUACACUCCUGUUACUCCUCAACUUCGAAGCCAGCCAGUUUAUAUUCAGUAUUCCAAUCACAGAGAACUUAAGACUGACAAUCUGCCUAAUCAAGCUAGAGCCCAAGCUGCAUUGCAGGCUGUCAGUGCUGUCCAGUCAGGAAACCUGGCCCUUCCUGGAGCUCCUUCCAAUGAAGGCACAGUCCUACCUGGACAGAGCCCUGUGCUCCGAAUAAUAAUUGAAAACCUCUUUUAUCCCGUUACUCUGGAAGUUCUUCAUCAGAUAUUUUCUAAAUUUGGAACAGUCUUGAAGAUUAUCACCUUUACAAAGAAUAAUCAAUUUCAAGCCUUGCUUCAGUAUGCUGACCCAGUGAAUGCACAUUAUGCCAAAACGGCUCUGGAUGGCCAGAAUAUAUAUAAUGCAUGCUGCACUCUGCGUAUUGACUUCUCCAAGCUCACCAGCCUUAAUGUGAAAUAUAAUAAUGACAAAAGCAGAGACUUCACUCGCUUAGAUCUUCCUACUGGUGAUGGCCAGCCAUCUCUUGAACCCCCUAUGGCUGCUGCUUUUGGUGCACCAGGUAUAAUCUCUUCACCAUAUGCAGGGGCUGCUGGAUUUGCCCCAGCCAUUGGAUUUCCUCAAGCUACAGGUCUAUCAGUCCCAGCUGUUCCUGGAGCUCUUGGUCCUCUCACCCUCACCUCCUCUGCUGUCACUGGAAGGAUGGCCAUUCCUGGAGCAAGUGGUAUACCAGGAAAUUCUGUUCUACUUGUCACCAAUCUCAAUCCUGAUCUUAUCACACCACAUGGGCUUUUUAUUCUAUUUGGAGUAUAUGGUGAUGUCCAUAGAGUGAAGAUCAUGUUUAAUAAGAAAGAAAAUGCCUUGGUUCAGAUGGCAGAUGCAAGUCAAGCUCAGCUAGCAAUGAACCAUUUAAGUGGCCAGAGACUUUAUGGAAAAGUGCUUCGUGCUACAUUGUCCAAACACCAGUCAGUUCAGCUUCCUCGAGAGGGACAAGAAGACCAAGGUCUGACUAAGGAUUUCAGCAAUAGCCCUUUGCAUCGCUUUAAAAAGCCUGGCUCUAAGAAUUUCCAGAAUAUCUUUCCACCAUCAGCCACUCUGCAUCUUUCCAACAUUCCCCCUUCUGUUACAAUGGAUGAUUUGAAGAACCUUUUCACGGAAGCUGGAUGUUCAGUGAAGGCUUUUAAAUUCUUUCAGAAAGAUCGUAAAAUGGCGCUCAUUCAGUUGGCAUCUGUAGAAGAAGCAAUCCAGGCCCUCAUUGAGCUUCAUAAUCAUGAUCUUGGAGAAAAUCACCACCUCAGAGUUUCUUUCUCAAAAUCUACAAUCUGACUUUUCUGUGAAUUUUUCUCCUCUAAAACUGGACCAUAAUUUUACUAAAACCUACAGACAUAGACUGAAGUAGCUCAAGACCAAUUUUGCCUCUUUCAAAAAAAAAAAACCUCUUGAGUUUCAUAUUCAAGUAUAUUCAAAACAAGGGAUGGUUCCCCCCCCCCAUUUUUUCCCCUUCCAGUAUAUGAUGGAAGGUUUGUUAUUCCUUUGUACCAUGGUUUGUAUAAAAAUAACCUUCAGGAAAAAUAUUUUUCAGUAAUUUAAUUCCCCGUGUUAAAUUAGAUUUCAAAAGAACAUGCUUUCUUUUAGUUUGGGUCCAGAUCAGCCUUAUACAACAUCUCUAAACUCCUUUUGAGCUUUGAGAAAUUUAAACAUAUGGACUUUUAAAAUUACUUGAUGUAAGUAAUUUAAAUCACUUGCAACCAAGUUUUUAACUUUAUGAUUCAGAAAUUUGACCCCUGUAGGAAAUUAUGUUCACUUAUAAAUUAUGUCAAAUAUUUGCCAUAUAUUGAUGGUUAUACAUAUAAACACAUUGAAUUAUAUUGGAAGCAGACUUAUAAAUGUGCAUGUUUUCUUUCAAUGAUUUCUUUUUUUUUCUACUGUAUGACACUCCUUUGAAUAUGCAUAUCUUACCUUUUUAAGACUAUCUGGAAAAAAUUAAGUGUUUCAGCUGUCCCCAGGGAAAUUAAGAAGAAUCCAACCAGGAUCUAUUAAUAAGUCAGAAUAAUUAAUAAUUUUAUUAGAAAAAUCAUGUUUUAAAUUUCAAAAUGAUACUGAUUUGUCAAGUAAUAUAAUAUGAUCUUGAAAAUUUUUUAAAAAAUAAUCCUACUUAUAAACUACUUUUUUAUAAUUGUUUUCAGGAAAAAAAGUUUACAGUCUUAAGGAAAUAUUCAGGUCUAUCAUAUGGUUUGACAGAUUUUUUAGAAGUUAUUUUUGGUAAGGUCUUCUUUUAGAAAAAAUUAAUCUCAAGGGUUUUUUGUACCACUAUAAUCUAUCUAAUACUUAUUCAGAAUUACUGUGUAUUUACUUAAUUUCUUCUUAUGUGCCUUAUUAUGUGCUUAAGAUACAAUAGGUUAGAGUUUUAUCUAAAUAUCUUGAAAACUAUAUUGUGGGCUUGGUGAGCAUUUUGUUUUUGCUUUCUCUGGUUUGGUAAGGAUUUUAAAGAUUUUUUGUUGUUAUUUUCAUUACAAUUUUAAGUGGUUUUCAAUAAGUAAUAGUUUUUAUUCAAAUCUUUGGUGCUUUGGUGCAGAGAUGGGGUGGGGAAGGGUGAAUGGUUUUGGGAAUAACUCAGUACACAUUUGUAGGCUUCUUUACAUUGUGACUCGUAGCAGUUAUUGCCAAUUAUCAUACACCAAUCUGGGGCUAUAGAAUGCAAUCUCAGUUUCUGGAUCUUUUCUAAUCUUUAUUGCCCAUCAGAAUUUGUCUCAGGAUUACUUGUUCUUUUCAGUACUCAAGUGAGAACUUGCUUUUCUUUGUUAAUGUAACUUCAUUUCUGAAUGCCCACAUAGUUGGAGUAUGAGAAAACAAGUUAUUUCUCAUACUUUCCUUCUCUUUCUGGUUGAAUGUAAGAGUACAUUUUAAUGUUGCUUCAGUGAUUGUAUUAUGUAAAAUUGUUUCUUUUUAACAAGAAACUGCUUUAUUAUUCCUUCAA